CAGCCUGGAUGACGCUCACAGAACAAACACUUUUCAGCGGACAAACAGCCAUGUAGCAGCGCCAGCGUGUGUGGCCGUUCGCCGUCUUUAUGGCUUCUGGCGGCGGGCACGAAAAGGAAAAGGCGGCCGGAGGCUCGUGGAGCCUGAUCGGCGCGGCCUCGGAGCUUUCCCAGAAGCGCUGCCGCCUGAUGUUCUCCUCCCGCGGCUACGACUCUGACGUCUGCCUGUUCUACGUGCAGGGACAGUUCUUCGCUAUGGACGCUCGCUGUUCGCACUCCGGUGGCCCCCUCUGUGAGGGGGACAUUGAGGAGGCUGAUGGUGUUCUCCAGGUCUUUUGUCCUUGGCAUGACUACAACUUUGACCUUCAAACUGGGAGGUCAGGAUCCUCUUUCCAGCAACAGGUGUAUGAAGUUAAGCUGGAAGACGGCAAUGUGUACGUGAAGCACUCCAGUCGUCUCUCCUUGCAGCCUUUUCUUGUGGAUAAGAAGAGCUGAACAUCCUCCAGAGCCUACGUGAGGGCGAUGACCGAUUGGUGAUGGGGCCUCCUGCCUCACUUGGGCUUUUUUAAAACAUUAUUCCACAAAUCCAAGCCAUCUGAAACAUUCCUAAGCCUUAUCUGCCAUUUUCACAGACCAUUUUCCACCUUGGCGACUGCAAAUCCAGGGUGUUAUCAAGAGAGAUGUCUGAAGAGGAAAUGACACCAUCAGAUGGUUUGACUUGGUGUCUUAUCAGGUAGACGAUCCUCACAGCGAGUUCCAGAUGUGCUCUUGACCACGAUAAAAUACAAGGCUGUUGCCAUCUACGCAAAAUUUUACUUUCAGCUCAUGUUACUGAACUAACCGGUAGCAUGUUUUAUUUCAAAUGGGUUAUAACAUACACUGUGUCACCAGGUGUCAUAAAAAUAUAGUAAAGGUGUAAGGAAUGGAAUUUUAAACAUUAUUGAAGGAGCCAACAACUAUUUUCCAUCAUAUUUCGUAGCUUAAUGGUGUCUUAUACAGAGAGUGAAGCAACACUCCCUCUGUGCUGUGAGAUUUUCCAUCCCAUUUACAUUCUCGGUCUUGCUAUACAUGCACUCUUUUAGUGCAACUAUUGUUCCUCCCUAUUAAUAAAGAGCCAGCAGUACUCUGAGUAGUCACACAUAGCUGUUGAACCUUUUUAGAUGGCUUAUUAAAGCUACUUUUCACCAAGUACAUCCAAAAAUAACAUUUAUAGUGUAAAAUUGCCCCUGACUAAGACCACAGGCAGGCUUGAGUUCACAUACGUCUGUCCCAUAUAGAACACUGUUAAACCUGUGAAAAUGCUCUUAACUGCCAAUUGUUCUGCUCUGUGUGGAGGAUGGAAGUUUGAGGAGGAGUGGACAAGGAGAGAAAUUUUGUUUGCGGUGUAACGUCCAGGGCAAGUAAGAUAUCUAGUUACAAAAAAAAAAAAAGAGUUCAUAGCACCUUUGAAGUUUGUAAUCAAAAAUAAAGUAUGUCACAGCCUAAAAUCACUGUCAACUUAUUUCUGUAAAAACAGAGGAGGCUCUGUGCCCAGUAAGUAUCAGUUGCAGUGUUUUAUAGUCACUAUUUCUCAACAAAAUGCAAUACACUGAAUAGAUAUUAAUGAAAAGCAUUCCUUCACUAACAAAAUGAUUUUAUGAUGCAGCAGUCUCAAUAUAAAUGGAAAUAAAGCAGCAGAUUCCUUCCAGUCUGUUAAGUAGGCACUGUGCCUCCAGAUGAUGUUACUUCUGAUAAGAGUUUGAAGGUCCUUCACAGAAAUUUACAACUACAUCAGCAGAGGACUUGAUUGAGGGGCCCUAGCAGCCUUUCUAGUGCGUACUGUGCAUGAAGUGACAGUGGUCAUAGCACACAUCGCUGACCAGGAAGGGAAACGGGCAGAGCCGAUGACAAAGAAGGUUUUGUUUUGCAGUGCAUUUUCAUUUUAUUUAUUUAUUGAUUUAUUAUCCAAAAUCAUAGAGACGGAGUUUUUAAUUUGUUAAUUUAAGACUUUUUUGCAGUUAGAUUUUCCAUGUUUAAUAACACCAUAAAAUUAUUGUGGUAUUGCAUGUUUUAAGGUUUACCCAUUUGCAAGGUCCAUGCCCAGACUUUUCCAAAGCCUAUAGGAAAAAUACUAGGACAUGUUAAGUACACCAUGCAGGUGGAAGGUUCAGAACAAAAUGUGCUUGGGGGGGGUUUAUUUGGAGCUGUAAGACGGAUGCCAGUUGACUCUCACUCAAACCUUUAAGAAAUAUGUAAUAACACAAUCGCUGAAUACAAGUACAACACUCGAUUGAGAGGCUUGAUUUGUAACAGUGUCUUAAUAUGACUGAAGUUUUUUCUUUCUUUCUUAAAAACUGAACUUGCCCUUUCAGUAAAACGUGGUUAUUUGUAAAAGCUCUUGCAACAGUCUGAUUCAUUCAGAUGCAACCUGGAACAAACCAAACUGAAUUCCAGCCUCUGUUUGUCCAUUGAACAUUGACUGAUCUUCAAAGGUAGAACUUUAUGUAAGCAUGUGCAAAUUAUGAUACAGUUCCUCCAAAUGUUAACUUCAAAAUGUUAAAGUCACAGUCACAUUUGUUGAGUUGUGGCCUUGGAUAAAUUUAGGCACUUAUUCCAGUGACAUCACGUAAUAGAAACGCCCUUUCACCGUCUGUACUUACAGACCGUUUUAACCCAGAGUGAGUUCCAGCUGGUAAUUGGUGGCAGCCUCCGCAUCCAUCAGGCUCUCUCGCUCCAUUCCUGGCUUGUGCAGAGACACGUUUGUCUACUUUUGAUGCAAAUGACUGAAAAGGGCAGUGUAGUGAGGCGCCGUGGAAUGGUUCAUGACCUGAAAUGCACCACCAGCUCAAUGUGUUUUUGUAGCUUUCUAUACGUGUCCGCUGACGUAUGUGUUUCUUUGUUCCUCACUGGUGACAGCGGUAACUUGGUGUGUGCCAUUCUGGCACACGCAGAGUUUGGCCGUCGAGGUGUCGGUGACGGUGAGGCUCAACACUUUCAUUUUCCUUCCUGCGCUGCCCCCUGUUGUGUAACUUUAUUACAGUAAAAUUUUCAUUGGCUGCAAGUGUCAGUUGUGCACCUCAGAUGUCUUGCUGUGUGCUUUAGGAGUCAUCAGGAUGACAUGCACACAUCACUGACACGCAGAAAAGUACACAGUAUUUGUGCUUGGGCAAUGAAAGUUUUUACAUUUUAAAUUUCAACUGCGUGUCGAGUGUUUUCCUAUAAUCGGCUUACUCUAAUGCUUUCUUAAUGUACUUUUGUGUUUACAACCCAUUUUAAUUUCUAUGCUAUAUUUAUCAUUCUGCAGAAUGCAAACUUUAUACACUGGGACCAUUUCAUUGAAACUUCCUGCAUUUUGUUGACUGUCAUUUUAUUUUCUGUAUGUAUUAUAUUUUGUUCCAGUAUUGCUGUUAUAUAGUUAUUCAAUCAUAAAAGUGUAUUUUCUUAGCAUUAGAAAUACAUUUUUAUUUGCACAUUUAUACAAAAGUCAAAUGAGAAUGACAUUUGCAAAAUCUUAUACAAAUCAUUUAUUUACACUUUCAUGUCCAGUUAUAGAUUUUGCACCAUUUACACAUAAAAUAAUACAGAGAGAAGCAUCGAUCACCAUGCAUUAAUUACUGUAAUAAUAAAGUGUUUACAAAGCAUUAACAGUACUUUUUUUUUUUUUUUUUUACUUCUAUUAACCAACAGUGGAAAAACCGAGGUAAUUCCUUUAAUACAGCAUGAAUGUUCUUCCAUUCCAGAAAGUGGUAGAAAAGAUGAAGGAUGACCUCUUAAAUAAAUUAUGAUCUCUCUGAGACCAGCUGCGGUAUAUAGAAAAAAAGAAAUCUGUAACUUCUUUGUGUGUUCUGGGUUGCAUUUCAGAACUUUUCUGCUGAUGUUAAAACAAGCUGGUUCGUGUUAUUUACACCUACUGCACUUCUGUGGUAAAGGAAAGAAUUCUUUAAAUAGUUUGGUGUUUUUUUU
Molecule: messenger RNA, 3941 nt
Organism: Thalassophryne amazonica
Lineage: Eukaryota; Metazoa; Chordata; Actinopteri; Batrachoidiformes; Batrachoididae
Exons: 3
Coding region: 90-494 (134 amino acids)
Molecular function (GO): 2 iron, 2 sulfur cluster binding
Source: RefSeq, a predicted model, not a curated record